Molecule: messenger RNA, 765 nt
Organism: Brenthis ino (lesser marbled fritillary)
Lineage: Eukaryota; Metazoa; Arthropoda; Insecta; Lepidoptera; Nymphalidae
Source: the annotation of a GenBank genome assembly
AUGUCCAUUACUUACAUUCCUCGUGUAACUCAGCUUGAUUCUCAACAGUUAGACAGGGAGUUAGAAGAACUGUUUAAGCACUGUAUUUUUCAGGCCACAAAAUAUUUUGAGCCUGGAAUAUUACAACCUUUUCUUCCUGAGAUUGAUUUAUUAAUCAGGACAUGGAUAUUUAAAAAUUCUAUAUAUGAUAAAAAUAGUUCUUUUGGACAACAAAUGCUUUCUUUAAAAUAUAAAACGGAUAACUUUUCAAGGACAAAGUUGUAUUGGUAUUUUGGUUAUAUGAUUGGUUUAAGGUACCUAAAAGACAGAGCAAUAUAUAGUUUUACUUCUAAUAUUAAGAGUGGUAAACAUCCAGCUCUUAUUGAUUUUAUAUUAGGUCUGGAACUAACAGCCGAUAAAUUAACAAGGGAAGAUUUAACUGACUUUUCCUGGACUCGAGAGCUUUUAUGGCAUAAUUUAAUAGAGUUAAUUGGAACAGUGCUUUCUUUAGUAAAUAUGUUUGGCUUGAAGCAAAGAAUGUCAAAGAUAUUGAAAUAUAUGUGGUGGAGAAAUCGUGUAGGUCCAUCUGCUGUUACAAGUCCAGCAUCAAUGACACUGUAUACUACAUGUGCAUGUUGUUCAGAAAAACCUAUACUGCCACAUGUUAUGGGAUGUUCUCAUAUAUUUUGCUACUAUUGUUUAACAGCGAACAAAGCUGCGGAUCCUGACUUUGCCUGCCCCAAGUGCUACUAUAAUGGAAAAGAAGUAAUAAAAUUCGUUAUUCCA